GUUGAGUUUCCGUACAAGGGUGGAUUCUACAGAGGCCUGGUCGGUCCAUUACCUGAUCCCUGCAUGUUCCGAAUAUCAGAAGCAUACAGUCGCUUUAGCCUUGAGGAUCAGCCACUUGUGACCACCAUGAACAUGAGGUCUGACCAGCCCCUUGUGGAAAUUGGCAUCGGGUUAGUGCAAAAGGGAAGUGUAUUGUCCUAUCAACAGCCUGCGCAGAAGACCCGGUACAUCACACAUAUUCAUGACACGCCACCAACACCACACUUGCCGCUGGAUGGACAUGAUUGCACACCAUCAGAUUGUGCAUUUGUAUGUACCAAGGAGCAGCAGCUUCACCUAAACAGUUUGUCCGUGUCCAUGGAAAUGGCAAACAAAAUUGAAAUAGCUACACGAGAACAAAGUUGUUGCCCUGAAUGGUUUGAGCUCCGAAAGCCGCGGGUGACCGCCUCUAGGUUUCGGGAGAUCUGCCAUGUCAAAGGCCAGAGCUCUGCUGAGUCGCUUGCAGACCGAAUAUUUAAGGGAACAAGACAAACGGCAGACAUGAAGAGGGGGGCUGAGAUGGAGUCAGAAGUGGCAGCUGAAUAUAGUAAGUUAGUCCAUGUCAACUAUGCACCCAGUGGUCUAGUUAUUCAUCCAACCACCCCCUGGCUUGCUGCUUCUCCAGAUGGUGUUGUUUAUGAUCCAAACGCAAACCCCCAAUUCGGCCUUGUUGAAUUCAAAUGCCCUAAUGUCAAAAACUUUGUAGACUGCAAAUACGUAAAAAUGGAAAAUGGUUCCCGAAAACUUAAAAAAAGCCACGCCUAUUACUGGCAAGUACAAGGGCAACUGCUCCUCACAGGGAUGCAGUGGUGCGAUUUUGUUGUGUGGGCACAGGAGGACUAUCUUGUGCAACGGAUUUACAUAGACACUGAGGUGCAAAAAUCAAUCAGAGAGAAAGCUGAUUAUUUCUUUUUCUAUGUCUACAUGCCACGAUACCUACAAAUGAAAAAUGAGCUCUAAAAACAUGAUCAAAAUAUAACUUAUUCAAUCCAAUACAAAUCAUCAU
This is a messenger RNA of Alosa sapidissima (American shad), 1045 nucleotides long. RefSeq lists its product as uncharacterized. The coding region runs from base 64 to 999 and encodes 311 amino acids. The record is from RefSeq and is a predicted model, not a curated record. Lineage: Eukaryota; Metazoa; Chordata; Actinopteri; Clupeiformes; Clupeidae. The transcript has 2 exons.